UUUGUCCAUUCACUCCCACAACAAGGAAAAGUGUCAAAGGCAAAUUUCUUAAUACGACUAUAAGCAAGGUUAUCCAAAUAGAACAACAAAUAUUUAGACCUACGCUUGCUUCAAGUACUUUUUGCAUAUUGGAUUACUUGAACUCGCAACAUCUCGGACUCAGCACAUGCACAACGGAGGGGCUGAUUCUAUCCGAGCAUUCUGCAAUGUACAGCAGCAAAACUACUACGCGGAUGGAUGAAACUUCAUUAGAAUAGGAGUAUUAAAGAACGCGACCAAUUUUGCACACAACAGACAACCCCACAAGACCGCCUCUCUCGGGGCUGUUAAGGACGCACUGUUCAAAGGCAACCACCUUAUAGAUUGAAGCUUAUUUCCAAGCGUGUCGUGCGUAUAGGAAGAGAGAGAGAGAAUGGGGCAUCCUCCGCUGGAGUUUAGCGACUGCUAUUCGGAUAGUCCGGAUUUUAGGGAGAGGUUGAAAUGUUACGAACAAGAACUGGACAGAACCAGCAAAUUUCUCAAAGAAGUGAUCAAAGAUGGGAAUAAUGUUAUAAGCGCAAUAAAGGGAUACUCUGUUGCUGUUCAGAAGUUUUCACAGACUCUUCAGUCAUUCCAGUUUGACUUUAUCGGAGACUCACUGACAGACGAUGAAAUGAAUAUUGCUGAGUCAUUCCGUGAGUUUGCUUGUCUGCUCCAGGAAGUGGAGAAUGACAGGAUGAUGCUGGUUCAGAAUGCUUGUGAUCUGCUCAUCAAACCACUGGAGAAGUUCCGUAAGGAGCAGAUUGGUGUAACAAAGGAACGAAAGAAGAAGUUUGAGAAGGAGAGUGAGAAGUAUUACUCUCAGCUGGAUAAACAUGUGAACAUCUCAGCCAAGAAGAAGGAAACACAGCUCCAGGAGGCGGACGAACAGCUUGAUAAAGAGAGGGUGAACUUCUACGACUCGUCAGUAGAAUAUGUCUACCAGAUCCAACAGGUGCAAGACAGGAAGAAGUUCGAUGUGGUGGAGCCGGUACUGGCGUUCCUCCAGAGUAUCCUGACCCUCAACAACCUGACUGUGGAAAUGACUCAGGACUUUCUGCCCUACAAACAGGAACUGCAGCUCAGCCUCCAGAAUACGCGCAACCACUUUGAGAGCACUCGAGAAGAAAUGGAGGAGUUGAUGAAGAGGAUGAAGGAGCCCUCUCAGAUUGGCAAGAUCCAUGGGCAGGCCACCAUCCAAGGCUACCUCUACGUCCAGGAGAAAUGGGCUUUGGGCGUGACUUGGGUGAAGUACUACUGCAAGUACAUCAAAGACAAGAGACGUUUUGUUAUGGUGCCUGUUGAACAGAAGACUACAACCAAACAGACAACCUCGGAGCUCACCCUCAAGUCCUGCAUCCGCCGGAAAACCGAGUCCAUCGACAAGCGGUUCUGCUUCGACAUCGAAACUCAUGAGAGGAACAGUCCCCUGACCCUGCAGGCAGUGUCAGAGGUGAACAGGAAGCAGUGGAUCGAGGCCAUGGAUGGGAAAGAGCCAAUUUACCAUAAUCCUAUUCAAAAUAAAGCUGAAAUGGAGCUGAACGAGGUUGGAUUCAAGUUUGUACGAAAGUGCAUCAACUAUGUUGAGACCAAAGGGCUUGGCCAAGAAGGGGUAUACAGGACUGUUGGCAGCAACAUCCAGGUCCAAAAGCUAUUGAAUGCAUUCUUUGACUCUAAGUGCCCCGGUGAUGUCGAUUUCAGCAGCAGUGACUGGGACAUAAAAACUGUCACUAGCGCCAUGAAGUUUUACCUUCGGAGUCUGAGUGAGCCAUUGAUGACUUACGGCCUCCACAGGGAACUCAUUUUUGCUGCAAAAUCGGAAAAUCUGGAUUUCCGGUUGGGCACGGUCCACUCUCUGGUCUACAAGCUGCCUGAGGUGAAUCGUGAAAUGCUGGAACUCCUCAUUCGACAUCUGCUCAGUGUGUGUAGUCGCUCAGAGGAGAACUUGAUGACCCCAUCGAACAUGGGUGUGAUCUUUGGUCCUACACUGAUGCGGGCGGAGGAGGAGACGGUGGCUGCCAUGCUGGACAUCAAGUUCCAAAACAUUGUCGUCGAGAUCCUCAUUGAGGACUUCAAGAAGAUCUUCAGCGGGCCUCCAGAAAGCUUGCCUCCCCCGGUACCUCCCCCGAGAGCCAUGCCCAGGACGCGCCAGCCCAUCACCAUCUCCAAGCGGCCGCUGCGCUCCUAUCCCGCGUUGCAAGAGAUGCGGGAGCUGAACGGCAGUGCCCACAACGGUGUGGACUCCGAGGGGGACCCGCACCCCACUAGCCCCGUCCCGCCUCAGAGGCCCAAGAUGGGCCCUCCGUCCUGCUCUCCUCCCUCUGUACCUUCCUCUUUCCUUGCGUCCUCUGGCGCCCGUUUGCCACUCCCGCCCAAACCCACCCCCCCCCCCGGCAAGAUCGGCAUUCCGACAGCGACGUCGCCAAGAUGGUUGCCAGGCUACAAGAUGGAGGGUCACGGCCUGACGCCGGGACGGCGUCCAACGGGGAGGCAGGGGUGACGGUCGGCCGGGCGCAGUCCUUCCAGGGCAAGAAGCCUCCGCCACGUGGGGUCCUGGCCAACAGAGAAGGAGAAGGUGAGGGCCUCAUGAAAGGACGGUCGUUUUCCGAGAAGCACUCCAUCUGCAGGCCCCCGACCAGACCCCCCGAUCCACCCAAUCGCACACCCACCAAACCCCUGCCCUCUCCCACCAGCGAAGACUCCGC
Messenger RNA from Alosa alosa (allis shad), 2723 nucleotides. It is a transcript of the gene ophn1, whose product is annotated as oligophrenin 1. NCBI's taxonomy places the organism in Eukaryota, Metazoa, Chordata, Actinopteri, Clupeiformes, Clupeidae. Gene Ontology annotation, molecular function: GTPase activator activity; protein binding. Gene Ontology annotation, biological process: signal transduction. The coding region runs from base 413 to 2518 and encodes 701 amino acids. The transcript is spliced from 21 exons. Gene Ontology annotation, cellular component: cytoplasm. The record is from RefSeq and is a predicted model, not a curated record.